AUGAAACUCGGUGCAAUGGGGUCGUGCCGCUUGCCCCCGGCCAUCGCGGCCGCCGCGCUGGCCGCGGCUGCGCUGCUGGUGCUCUUCCGCGCCUCCCCGUACGGGCUCGCCUACCCCCGCGCGGGCGUCCAGCCAGGGCCGCCGCUCGUGGCGAGGGGUCCCGGGAGCCCGCCCUCCUUCGCGUACUGGAUAUCCGGCACGGGCGGAGAGGGCCGCAGGGUCCUCAGGCUGCUCAGGGCGGUGUAUCACCCGAGGAACCGGUACCUGCUGCACCUGGACGCGGGGGCGUCGCGGGACGAGCGGACGGAGCUGGCCGCCGCUGCGCGGGACGAGGCGGCGUGGAGGGAGUUCUCAAACGUCGACGUGGUAGGGGAGAGCUACGCGGUAGACAGGACGGGCUCCUCGGUGCUCGCCGCGGCGCUGCACGGCGCCGCCGUGCUGCUCAGGAUUGGGGCUGACUGGGACUGGUUCGUCACGCUCAGCUCCUGGGACUAUCCUCUCGUCACGCAGGACGAUCUCUUUUAUGCAUUUUCUUCUGUACCAAGGCACCUCAACUUUAUUGAUCACACAAGUAACCUCGGAUGGAAAGAGCAUGAAAGGUUUGAAAAACUUAUUGUCGACGCAAGUCUAUAUAUGGACAAGAAUACCCAGCCCUUUCCUGCGACAGAAACAAGACAAAUGCCUGAGGCAUUCAAGAUAUUCACAGGCUCUCCAUGGGUAAUUCUGAGUAGGAACUUCACUGAACAUUGCGUGCAUGGCUGGGACAACCUCCCCCGCAGGCUACUGAUGUACUUUGCCAACGCUGCUUACUCCAUGGAAUCAUAUUUCCAGACUGUCAUAUGCAGUUCAUCUGACUUUAGAAACACCACUGUCAACGGCGAUCUACGUUUCUUUGUUUGGGACGAUCCUCCUGGGCUGGAGCCGCGUAUUCUUGAUGAAACGCAUCUCGAUAACAUGGUGAACAGCAGCGCUGCCUUCGCAAGGCGGUUUGUGGAGGAAGCACCAGUGCUGAAGAAGGUUGAUGAUGAGCUACUGAACCGUUCUUCGGCCCAGUUGGUUCCUGGUGUGUGGUGCCGGAAUUUGGGUGAAAAGCAAGGAGGCGGGGAUGUGGAGGCGUGCUCGGAAUGGGGCGACAUUAACGUUGUCAGGCCUGGGCGUGCUGGAGAGCGGUUGAGGCGCUUCAUAUCUGAGAUCAUUCAUAUAAGAGGAUGCACGGUCGCAGCAGCUAGCUGA
Triticum turgidum subsp. durum (durum wheat) is the source of this 1233-nucleotide messenger RNA. NCBI's taxonomy places the organism in Eukaryota, Viridiplantae, Streptophyta, Magnoliopsida, Poales, Poaceae. The record is from the annotation of a GenBank genome assembly.